AUGCAACUCUUACUCGAUAAGAUCCCGCACGGCGACUCAAAGCUGAACGAGGUGGACAAUGAGGGACAAGCUCCUCUCAGUAUCGCUACUCGUGCGAUUAGCAUCAGUUUGGACAACAGCAUUAUUGGAUUGGAGCACGCUGGUGAGAUCGAACAAUACCCCACAAUGUGGAUUCAUGUUCCAAUCACUUCCGCUGUGGCAAGGAAGAUUGAUGAAAAGCGCAAUGAGAAAGAAUUCAACUAUUCUGAAUAUGCAUUUACGCGCUUCAUGUCCUCUAGUUUUCUCACCCCCACUAUCGUCCCCAGUAACCCACUCCUGAGCUAUCAGGACAUCAUUUACGACAGCUCUGUUGUUCGAUCAUCUGGAUUUCGCAAAGACUAUGAAGAAACGACUGUUAUCGUGGGAGAGUUUUCCGCGAAAGACGUGUGCAUGGAUGUCUAA
Molecule: messenger RNA, 441 nt
Organism: Parastagonospora nodorum SN15
Lineage: Eukaryota; Fungi; Ascomycota; Dothideomycetes; Pleosporales; Phaeosphaeriaceae
Exons: 4
Coding region: 1-441 (146 amino acids)
Source: RefSeq, a predicted model, not a curated record